This is a messenger RNA of Myotis myotis, 2316 nucleotides long. It is a transcript of the gene GYG2, whose product is annotated as glycogenin 2. Bases 440 to 1861 code for a protein of 473 amino acids. Gene Ontology annotation, cellular component: cytoplasm. Lineage: Eukaryota; Metazoa; Chordata; Mammalia; Chiroptera; Vespertilionidae. The transcript has 11 exons. The record is from RefSeq and is a predicted model, not a curated record. Gene Ontology annotation, molecular function: glycosyltransferase activity.
GGCGGGGUGGGGGGGGGGGCCUCCCCGGCAGGCAGCAGGCGGCGCGCGCCGGCUGGGGCGCAAUGGGCGCGGGCUGCGAGGCUUGCAGACCCCCUGCGCGCGCGCGAGUCUGUUUGGGGCGGGACUGGGCUGGCUGAGAGCGGCCAAUCGCGGGGCCCUGGACACAGGGCCUCCCUCCCAGGGCCAGCGGAGCCAGAGGCAGCCUGAACGCAGGCGAGACUCUGGGGGAGGGACACACGGAUCCGGGAGACCCGGGCUACCCGAGAGUGCGCGCGCGCGCGCACGGGAGGCCUGGAGCUCGGCGCGGGUCGCUUGGAGAGGACGCGCGCGCUGGGCCCGGCUGCAGGCCCCACGCUCCACGCAACGCGCCCGGGCGCACGUCUCCACGUGGGUGCCAAGGGCGCACGGGCGCACGGACGGGCGCACGGAGCCUCGCACCAUGCCGGUGUCUGACCAGGCCUUCGUGACACUGGCCACCAAUGACACCUACUGCCAAGGAGCCCUGGUCCUGGGCCAGUCGCUGAGGAACCAGAGGGCCACCAGGCAGCUGGUGGUGUUGAUCACUCCCCAGGUGUCCAGGCUGCUCAGGGCUAUUCUCUCGAGGGUAUUUGACGAGGUCGUCGAGGUCAAUCUGAUGGACAGCGCCGACCACGUCCACCUGGCCUUCCUGAAGAGGCCCGAGCUCGGCGUCACCCUCACCAAACUUCACUGCUGGACGCUCACCCGUUACAGCAAGUGUGUGUUUCUGGACGCCGACACCCUGGUGCUGUGCAACAUCGAUGAGCUGUUUGACAGGAGUGAGUUCUCGGCCGCCCCCGACCCGGGCUGGCCCGACUGCUUCAACAGCGGGGUGUUCGUCUUCCGGCCGUCCCUGCGGACACACCGCCUCUUGCUGCAGCAUGCCGCGGACCACGGCAGCUACGACGGGGCCGAUCAGGGCUUGCUGAACAGUUUCUUCAGCAGCUGGCCGACGGCCGACAUUCAGAAGCACUUGCCCUUCGUCUACAACCUGAGCAGCAGCCCCGCGUACACCUACAGCCCGGCCUUCAGACAGUUCGGUUCGAGGGCGAAGGUGGUCCACUUUCUGGGCCCCCAGAAGCCGUGGAGCUACAAGUACAACCCGCAGACGGGCUCGGUGUGGGAGGAGGACCCUGGGACGGCCCCCCAGCACCAGCUGAGCUUCCUGAACCUGUGGUGGAACAUCUACCACCACAGCGUCCUGCCUCUGUACGAACGCAUCCCGGACGAGCCACGGCAGGCGUCGCCCGGACACACAAAUUCUCUCUCGCGCGUUGAGGUGCCGUGUGCGAAUUCAGCACCUUGUGCAGAGGGGCCGUGUGCGAAUUCAGCACCUUGUUCAGAGGGGCCGUGUGCGAAUUCAGCGGCCACGGCUCCUGGGGAACCUUCGGAGACGCCCACGGUAGUGAAUGAGACCCCACUUUCGUCUGAGGCAGCCCCUUCAGGAGACACGACAGGUUGCCCUGAAAUCGAGACUCCGGCUGGACUGACGCCUGAGCCAAAUCCACCACCUCUUCCCCCGUUGGCCGGAGUCGCAGAGCCCGGAAUCGCCUCCCUGCAGAUCAUUGAAACACAGCCAGCGGACGAGACAGGAGCUGGCCGGUCGGAGGAAUCCAGGCAACGAAACCAGGAGCCCCCUGUGAAUGUCACCAGGGACCCCAGGCCUGAGGAUGUGCUGGAGGUGGACCUGGCCAUGUCCGUUUCCGAGAUCUCCAUCAGCGAGAAGGUCAGGGCGCUGAGCCCCGAGGAACAGAGGAGGAAGUGGGAAGAGGGCCACAUCGACUACAUGGGGAAGGACGCCUUUGCCCGCAUCCAGGAGAAGCUGGACCGGUUCCUGCAGUGAUGCGGGGAGUGCGUGCAGCGGGCGCCGCGGUUCCGUCCGCCUUGUUCUGUUGGGUGGACGUCUCCUCUCGUGUCUUCCCAAAGGGCGACGCUGUUCAACUCCGUGCCUGACUUCAUCGUUCAACCACGUGCCCGUAUGCGUCGUUAUUGAUGGUUGACCAACCUGAGUGCCUUCCAAUAAAAAGCAACGUAGACCGUGAACAACCCAGCUGGAAGCCGCCUGCUGGUCCCAGCUCUCCCACACCUUCAUGGCAUCUUCUCACCUCGUCUGCAAGAAGGAGCGGAAAGAAACUUCUGGUCGACCCUCAGCCAUGGUCUUGGCCAGACGAGCUUUGCAAUGCCGGCUGGGACAGAUGCUACGGCGUCUAGGUUGGACGUUACCAUGGAUUGUCUUCUGUCCCCAGGCGAAUAACAGUAGGAUCGUGUGUUCAGUACCUCCGGAAUCCUUAAAUAUGA